CAUUUCCCUGGAGAAGACUGGGAUUUCAGCAGGAGGGAAACACUGUCUGAUGAGCAGGAUUAGGCCAGCUGCGUAUAGACUGGGGUGUGGGGUGCACCCCGUUUGCACCCUGUUGGUGAACUUUCCCUGUUCCUGCGCUUUGCUUCUGCCAACCCUGUCUUUUCCUUCUGCACGUUUCCAGUUUACCUCAACGCAACCAUGGAAAAAUGGGACCUGACGCCUGAACCGCACCCGGAGCGGGAGCGGGUGGCCCGGCUGGAGUCGAUGGUUUCGGAUUUAAUCGAGAAAGCGAGGCGCGCCAGUGAGAGGAAAGAUCCUCGUUAUUACAAAGCGUUUGCCCCUGCAUUAGCGCCCAGAUUUUGGAAGGUGCCACGCCAAUGGGCUCCGCUCAACACUUCCGUCGCUUUCGCCCUCACCAAUGGCUCCUGUCUGGAGAUGCAAGAAAGCGACGUUUGCCUUUCGGCGAUAUUAGGAACGCUGAAAGCCAGCAGUGAACCUUGCUUCGUUCUAGAAAAGUGCAGAAUUGUCGAGACGCAAACUCACUGCUCAGACUACAGCUUAUCCCAUCAACUUUUCUACUUCCUGUUUGCAGAGAUGCAAGGAUGUUUGGAUCCUGUUUUCCUGAACACCCCCUAUUAUAAGAAUGUGUUUUGCCAUUUGAUGAUGCAAUACAACCUCAAUGCCGAAAAGCAAGCACACCUUACCUCUUUGGGAGACCUCUUUACGGAAAACAUUCUGUUCUGCGGCAUGGCUGGGUUCUCUGAUUUCUACAAGCCAGCGUGGCUGAACCUCAUUCUCAGCUGGCAGAAACCAGGGAGAGGAUGUUUCUGGAUGUACGAAUCCUUGAGUCCAGUUCCCAAACCGCAUGUCCAAAACCCACGAAGAUUUAAAAGGAUGGAGAAAAUUCUUCAAGAUGGAUGCUCUUCCCACAACACGGCCGUGGCGGUAGCAGCCAUUGGGGCUUACCUUUACUACGGUUCCUGAUAUGUUGCUCAUCAAGAAUAGGUACAUUUCUCGAUCAUCGUCGUCCCCCUCGCCCUGGACAUCGCCGCCCACUUCAUUCUGCUUCCAGCUGGCUCACAGAAAAUGCACUGCUCAUUACCACGAGCUUUCCAUAGACCUCACAAGUCUACAGACUUCACCCAAAUAUCUUACCUACCCAACGAAACACUGAUUUUGAACAAUGCACAAAUUCAAUGGUUCCCCACCUUGGUCUGUGUUCUCAGACUGCAACUCCCAGAAACUCUGGCCAGCACAGCUAGUGGUGAAAGGCUUCUGGGAAUUGCAGUCCAAGAAACACCUGCGUUACUUAAGGUGGGGAACCACUGCAACUCAUGAAUUAUCAGGGUUACAAAUAAAUAUAAGAAAGAUUGCUUGAUCUAGUAAUAUUAUCCUUCAAUCUGAAUUAAAACUGGGCUCUUAAAAGAUAACCUGGGUGUUCUUGAGUUCGGGAAGCAUAGGAGAGACCCACACUGCCUUGUCAACCCCCUUACUUAUCGGAGCGUCUGUCUCCCAAGAACAUUGACCCACGCCAUCCGAUCCAGUCAAGCCAUGCUUCUCUCGGUGGCCACAGCAAGGGAGGCCAGGAAAAUUUCUACUAGAAACCAGGCCUUCUCAGUGGUGUCACCAACCCUUUGGAAUCAUCUCCCCAUUGAGUUGUGCCUGGCCCCCUCCCUGCCUGCCUUUAAAAAGUUGCUCAAGACGCACCUUUUCUCAGAGGCUUUGGAUGGCAACUUCACGCAAAUUUGCCACUUGCUCCAUUCGCCCUAUUACGGGCUAAUGUUCGCAAUGCUUGAUUCGGUUUGAUUGGUUCUUUCGUUUUAUCGCUGUUAUUGUUUGGUUUUAACAUUAUUUCAGUCUGAUUUUAUCAAUUGUUAA
This is a messenger RNA of Pogona vitticeps (central bearded dragon), 1878 nucleotides long. The record is from RefSeq and is a predicted model, not a curated record. NCBI's taxonomy places the organism in Eukaryota, Metazoa, Chordata, Lepidosauria, Squamata, Agamidae.